Molecule: messenger RNA, 6346 nt
Organism: Etheostoma spectabile (orangethroat darter)
Lineage: Eukaryota; Metazoa; Chordata; Actinopteri; Perciformes; Percidae
Gene: raly
Product: RALY heterogeneous nuclear ribonucleoprotein
Exons: 10
Coding region: 166-1134 (322 amino acids)
Cellular component (GO): nucleus
Molecular function (GO): RNA binding
Source: RefSeq, a predicted model, not a curated record
UUUAUCACCGCCCCACCUGCCGGCCUUCAGUCGGAGCUUCAACCCGGUUACCGAGCGCACCGCCUGCCCGCUGUCGUUUCUCCUCUCGCUGCAACCUGUUUGAGCGUUUUUGCCUCCUCCGUUGAUGGUGCAGAUCAUAUCUGGUAGGAAAGCCGACAGGAAAAGAUGGAUGGCAUAAAAAGAUCCCCAUCUCUCUGCGUCUCUCCCUCCCAAUCCAUCCAUUUGUCAGUCGCUUCCUUUGCCCGCCUCUCCAGCAUGUCGCUGAAGGUCCAGACCAGCAAUGUGACCAACAAGACAGACCCAAAGUCGAUCAACUCCCGGGUGUUUAUCGGCAACCUGAACACAGCGGUGGUGAAAAAGUCGGACGUGGAGAGCAUCUUCUCCAAGUAUGGCCGGGUGCUGGGCUGCUCCGUGCACAAGGGCUACGCCUUCAUCCAGUACGCCAGUGAGAGGCACGCCAGGGGGGCCGUGAUCGGGGAGAACGGCAGGGUGCUGGCUGGACAGAUGCUGGAUAUCAAUAUGGCUGGAGAACCGAAGCCAAGCAGAUCCAAAAGCCUGAAGCGAUCGGCAGCCUCUCUCUACAGUGGCUAUGAGUUUGACUAUGAUUACUACAGAGAAGACUUCUAUGACAGGUUGUUUGAGUACCAUGGCCGGGUGUCUCCAGUCCCUCGGGUGGUGCCCGUCAAACGGCCACGGGUAGCAAUGCCUCUGGUACGACGGGUCAAGUCCUUACCAGUCAAACUGCUGGCCCGUAACGCCUCCGUCCUCCCCACCAGCAACGGCAACAAGCAGAGAUCAGUGAAAGGUGCAGAGCUUCAGGCGAUCAAGUCAGAGUUGACUCAGAUCAAAGUCAACAUUGAAGCAUUGCUGGGCAGACUGGAGCAGAUCACAGACGACGCACACAUCACUGCCACAGAGCUGAGGAAGGCAGAGUGUAAGAGCAACGAGGUGUGGCAGGAAGAGGAGGAGUCGAGCUCAGAGCUGGAGGGCGAGGAGGGACACAGACAGAACAGCGAAGCUGAAGAGGACAAAUACGAGGAGGAGGAGGAGGGAGAGCACACGCAGGACAACACCUACGACUACAUGCCGGAGAACUGUCGCCUAUCAUCAGAGAUGGACUCCAUUCACCCAUGAGAGGUAGUGUGGACUGUGGUGGAAGAGACAGACAGAGAGAGAAAGAGAAAGACACUGAGCGCGCCGAGGACAGAAAGAGACCUGGAUUACAGCACAGAAGGCAAUCAAACAGCAGGGAGCCGGACACACGCACUCACACACAUCCGUACAAACACACAGUAGAGAGACAGACUUGACACAUUGUCAGAGCCACAGGAAAAUACUAAAACAGCAGGAUACUGCCAUAACACAUCAUAAACAAGAUGAGUUACACUCAGUAACACACAUAGAUGAAAGAAAUGCACAGAGACAGACAGAUUUGAUGGUGCGUCAGAGCCGCAGAGAGAUGGUAAAACAGCAGGCUGUUGUCAAAACAUCCAUCUUAAAGCAACACUUUUUACACACCCCCCCCCCCCCCCCCCCCCCACCAUAACACACACACACCCCACACAGAGUAGCAAUUACAUUUGGGAAAGGUGGAGGUCAUCAGAACAUCAUGUGCUGAUUAAGCGGACUUUCAACAACACGGGUGACAAUACUGUCAAAACCUUGUUUGUGCAAAUUCUUUAAUGAAAACUGACAAUGCACUGUAGGGCUGGGCUUCAUGAUGUUUACAGUGUUGUUAUAUAUACAGUAUAAUAUAUAUAUAUAUAUAUAUAUAUAUAUAUAUAAUAUAAUAUGUGUAUAUAUAUCUCAAUCAAAAUGUCAACAAUAGACUGAAUCACAUAAAAUAAUCAAAUUAAUCUAUGAUGGGAAACACUUUAUUUUUUGGGUACAUCAUUUCAGAUUUAUUUCCAAAUAAUUUCCAAGACAAAGUUAUAUUGUUAGUAAUUGCGGGCAAACUGGAAACAGUGUUCAACUGAUCAAGGCAGUCUCAUUAAGGAGUCCAUGCUGUAUGAUUUUGUACGAAAACUUCUGCACUUCAAUUCUAUGAUAUCCUACCAAAUCAUGAUCAGGGGCUGGUCACAUAGUCAACGUGUAACUCACAUGACUAUAGUCCCGAUAUCCAUCACAUGGGAUUUGGUUCCCAUCCAGUGCGCCGGACCCUUGUGGCACAAGGUGCGUGGUGGAGGUGCGGUGCAUUAUAGCCUGUGCCUCAACCACGUCGGGUAAAUCGACGAUUUGGUUCAACAGCUUGAAUCGUAUGGCCCUGCACGCCUACACAGCGGUGUACAGUUGUCUUGCUGACACCAAAUGUCUCUGGCACAACCCUGUAUUCUGCACAGUAAUGUCAACUUGUGACCAAACUGCGCUUUGCGUAGUCUAGUUUAUUCGCUCUAAACCAGUUGAUGGAAACGCUUCUAAUUAACAUUUUCUUCUUUUUGGGAAAUCCUCCUGUGCUAAUUGGCUCACAUUGCUAUUGGCCGGUUAUAGCAUGCUGCACAGAAAGACAGAUUUUUUUCAGCUUCCUAGGAAAUAAUUUAGAAAUAAGGACACAAAAAAUGAAAUGUUACAGUACCUUUGAAUGCAAUGAACUAUAAUCCAUUGUUCUGCGCUACAUCUUAAUAAUAUCUUCAAUGUUUAAAUCAAAAACUAUAAGAACACAUUUUUAUCAAUUUAUAAGUGUAACCUACCACCACAAAACUAUACCACUUAAAAUUGAAACAUCCAUGACGAUACUUAAUUUUUGCCCAGCUCUAAUCCAAUGAAUUAAACAACAAGAUAAUGCGGUAACUCAUCCAAACAGAACAUCUUUCUCAAUGAUCCCAUUGCAUGAACAUUUCCCUUGACGUUUUUUAACAUUAAUAUGAGUUCCCCCAGCCUGCCUAUGGCCCCCCAGUGUUUAGAAAUGGUGAUAGGUGUAAACCGAGCCCUGGGUAUCCUGCUCUGCCUUUGAGAAAAUGAAAGCUCAGAUGGGCCGAUCCUGAAUCUUGCUCCUUAUGAUGUCAUAAGGGGUAAGGUUACCUCCCCUUUCUUUGCUUUGUCCACCCAGAGAAUUCGGCCCACCCAUGAGAGAGAGAGAGACAUCAUGGCUUUCAAACGAGCAAAGUGGCAGUUGGUCAAGGCCACACCCCAAGCAUCCACCUUGCCCCCCCCCCCCCCCACCCCACUCUCUCCUCCUCAAAAGCCAAAGUCUCAGAAAUGGCGCAUACUAAGAAAGCUCAUUGUGGGACUUGCAAUACUAGCAAGACUGGUUACAGAGAGUCCAGCUUGGCUCGGGUAAAUGCUGCCUUUGUCCAGGUUGAAAGGAGUAAUAAAGUUUGCCGUCUGUACAGUCUGUGGUUUGGACAGCAGCCUCCAUGUUGUUAUAUUAUAUUAUAUUAUGUUAUAUUAUGAUCCUCAUAUGUAAACAUCACAACGUGAUCGGUUGAUGUCUUUAUUCGCGUCGCAAAAGUUCAGAAAAAUCUACCUUGUUUAAAAAAAUAAUAAUAAUCAGUUCGCUUUAUUACCACAUAAUAUUUGCGUUCUGUGUAAGAGUACAGGGGUUCGAAAAAAUUAUAAUGACGUGCCAAUGUAUUGCGUGAAAAGAAAAGAAAAACAUCGCCGGGGAUUAACGGCAUUUACUGCUGGUGUUUUUACAUUUCAGACAUUACCAUCUUCAGUUCAUUUCAGUAUAAAAGUCAGCAUCAAAGAGACUUGGAACUGUUACGAGUUAUCAAUUAGAGUAUUUCUUUUUUUUCCUCUUUUUUUCUUCAUCAUUGAUGAGUGUGAUUGUUUGAAAUUCUAACCCAGAAGACACACAACCUGCAAAUAUUGGUAUUCCAAAAAUUGUUCUUUUUUUGUGUAAUUACGUUUCCUGUUCGGCAUCUAACACCAGUCACUGCACUUACAGCAGUAACUUUCAAAUAAUAAAAAUGUGUGGGGUGAUUUAUUUUUCUGUGAGCAGGCAGGAAAGGUGAUGUUGGAAGUGUUAAAGUCCUUAGUAUGUUGCCACUGUGUUGUAUGCUCAGUUAAAAACAGAUGGAAGGAGUUUUUUGUUACUGUUCAUAAUGUGAAUCUGUCCCUGAAAAGAGCCUUCUCUCUCUCUCUGCUUUUCCUCAUUCCCUUCCAAUCUCAUCUUCUUUACUUUACUUCCUCUCCCCAGUUCAUCCUGCCCUCCUUUCUCUUCUCUUCUUCAAGUAUAUACCGUCUCCUUCCCUUUCUGACACCUCUGCUUUAUUCUUAGUUCAGCCUUUUUUAUCUGUACUUCCUUUCAUCUUCAAUUUUCAUCCUUUUUCCCUGUUUCUUCUUUCCUUCCAUUAAUUCUUCACUGCGUUUCCCUUUCAUCCCGGCUUCAUCCUUGUUCCAUAUCAUCUUUUGCUUUUUUCAUCUGUUCCUUUAUUGCCUCUUUCCUCCCUUUCUCUUCUUUUUGUUCUUUUCAACUUUCUCCUCUUUCUGUCUCGCUUCUAUCUUCUUUCUUUUCUUUGAUUCUUUUCUUUUAUUCCUUACCUCCCCUCUUGUUUUUCCUCUUCCUGAACCUCUCUCAUUGUAAUGAGUAACAUCCGAAGGGAUUUACAUAGGUCUUGAUUAAUGUCGUGUGUACUAUCCUCUUGUUCUUCUCUUGUCUUCUUUCAACACUAUUUUUCCUGUUCUACCCUUUCCUUUGUGACAGAAUGGGAAGCACAUUGACUUGAGUUUGAUCAUGACAGUUCAUGUGCUCACAACUAAUUCAAAGUGAUUUACGGAAACCUUCUCAAAGGCAAGAAAGUAAACAGACAGUAUUUCCCAAAUUAAAGUAUUUGUACAAACUUAAGAGUUCCAGAAGAAGUUAGUAGGAGUAUAGAGAGGCGAGUAGCUGCAUGCCAGUCCGGAUAUGAGAGUGAAAACAAGUUAGAAUCCAAAAUGGGAUCUGAAUGAAGUUCACCUUUACGUUGACUAUUUUGUAAAUUGCACAUCCUUGUAUAUACUUGUUAUAAUCCCAUGAAUAAUCAGCCAUCACAGCAGGUGUUCACACCCACAUCAGUUGUUAUCACUACCAUAGAUAUGAGGCGGUAGGUCCCUACAAUGGAGUCCUGUCUGGGGUCCCCAGCAAAACCCUAGAAAGGCUCCAGCAUGUCCAAGUCUCUGCUGCCAGGGUCAUCACCCAAAACAAGACCUGACAGCAAAUCACCCUAACCCUCUUCCACCUUCACUGGCUAAUAAUCAAGUUCCCGAUUCAACUACAAAAUCCUCCUCCUCACAAAUCCCUCCAUGUCCUGGCUCCACUGUACCUCUCCGACCUCCUCCAUCCACACACCCCACCCUGAAACCUGCGGUCUUCAGACGCUGGCCUGCUCUCCAUUCCACACACCAGACUCUGGCCCUUUGGAGCCUUUAGUGUUGCAGCCCCAUCCCUCUCGAACACCCUCAUGAAAGGUGCUAAUACACACAAGUUAUUAUUAGCAUUAUUGGUAUUACUCCAUUUGUUCGCUGGAACCCCCACCUGUGUCUGUACACACUCACGGUGCAGAAAGAUGACAUAUUAAGUAAGACCAACAAUGGUAGGGAUUAUUAAAAGAUAGAAACUCCUCGUGAAGAUACUGUAGUAGUAAUAAUAAUAAUAAUAAUAAUAAUAAUAUACUUUAAUAAUCCCGCAAGUGAAAAUUACAAUGUUUUCACUCUGUUGUUAUUACACACAGGCCUGAAUUACACACACAUUUUCUAUGAAUUAAAAAGGGACGCCAAGGCGUCCUGACCAGGCUAACAGGAACCAUUACUAUAUGAAUAGGGGACAACGGACUUGUGAACCUACUAGUAGGUGUUUUCACACCCAUAUCUAUGACUCUGAUAACCACUGAUAACGCCCAUUUCCUGUAAUGGAGCGAUAUCAUUCAAAAUGGGUGAUUUACACAUUUUUUUUAGACAUUAGUUCAUGUAAAGGUGAGCGUCAUGCGACAAUAUUAAGUCAAAAGUGUUAAAUAGAUCAACCAAGAUAUGGCAGGUGAUUUGAUUUGAUUCUCUUUGACUUUACUAUUCACUGAAUAAGAAGCUCAGGGGAAUUUGCCUCUUUUUUUUAACCAAUCCGAGCUCUUGUUUAGCUUCAGAGGAUGAUGUAGGCUUUCUUUCUCCUCCGUUCUUACUUCUCUUUCUCUACUCCUCCUGUUUCUUCUCCCUCCUCCCUACUCCCUACCUCUUCCCGGGUUUUUCUCUUAUUGUUCAUGUCUAAUUUGUACAUGCUGAUGUUAAAUAGGCUUUGCUGUUACUAUUAUUGGUAUUAUUGACAUGUGCAUACUGUGCAAUGAAGGUGGUGAUGCGGACUCCUCUGUCUGCACUGAGAGGGUGCCAAAGGCCUUCACAACACAUGUAAAUAAUCAGAAUAAAAGGUUGGAACUUG